GAUAAAUAUACAUAAGAAUGUGUGGCCAGUGUUAUUAUCGGAGAUACAUGCGUACCGUGUACAUGACUCUUACAUACACACACUACAGAGCCAGAAAGUACAACACAAACACCACACCACACUACACAACAACACAAUCAACAGUGAACACAUUUGUUACACAGUUCCAAACAUGGCACAAGUGAGGAACAAACAAGUGAUUCUGAAUGAUUAUGUUACUGGUUUCCCUAAAGAAUCAGACAUGACCAUAGUUGACAGUACCAUAACUCUUAAGAUUCCAGAAGGUUCCAACGAUCUUGUUCUACUCAAAAAUCUAUACUUGUCUUGUGAUCCUUACAUGCGGAUUCUCAUGACCAAGGAUACUACUGCUGGACUUGGUGCUCUCACCCCUGGUUCGCCUAUGACAGGACUUGGAGUGUCUAAAGUUGUAGAAUCUGGGGAUCCAGAAUAUAAGAAAGAUGAUUUAGUUUGGGGUAUGACUAAAUGGGAAGAGUACAGCUUGAUUCCUGCAGCUCAAAUACUUUUCAAAAUUGAGCAUACUGAUGUUCCACUUUCUUACUAUACCGGAAUUCUCGGUAUGCCCGGAAUGACUGCUUAUGCAGGUUUCUUUGAAGUAGGAAGUCCUAAGAAAGGAGAGAAUGUUUUUGUUUCAGCUGCCUCUGGUGCUGUUGGUCAACUUGUUGGCCAAUUUGCUAAAUUGCACGGUUGUUAUGUGGUUGGAAGUGCUGGAACUAAAGAAAAGGUAGAUCUGUUGAAGAAUAAAUUCGGAUAUGAUGAAGCCUUUAACUACAAAGAAGAGCAAGACCUCGACGCAGCUUUGAAAAGAUACUUUCCAGAAGGCAUUGACAUUUACUUCGAGAAUGUUGGGGGAAAGACACUUGAUGCUGUACUUUUGAAUAUGAGAGUCCAUGGUCGCAUACCUGUCUGUGGAAUGAUUUCACAGUAUAAUCUUGCUCAACCAGACGGUGUAACGAAUUUGGCACAUAUCAUAUAUAAGCGGAUUCGAAUAGAAGGUUUUGUUGUAUUUGAGUACUAUCACCUUUAUACGAAAUUCUUGGAGUUUGUUUUGCCUCUUAUAAGAGAAGGAAGGAUUGUGUAUGUUGAAGACAUAGCUGAGGGUCUUGAGAAUGGUCCUGCAGCUUUGGUUGGCCUUUUUAGUGGUCGCAAUGUCGGUAAACAAGUUCUUGUUGUUGCUCAUGAGUGAAUCAAUGGAGAUGCUUUUAAAGACACUCCUUGUGGCUUUGAUAGUUGAUUCUUUUGCAGUUGAAGCACUAGACUUAUCUAAGGAAUUCAUUUUGUUGUCCUAUAUAUACUACCCUGGCUGGAGUAGCUACUACACUGUCUUUUAGCCUCUAUUUGAUUUAAAACCACUCUAGUCUUUUGAAUGGAAUAAUGAUUAUGAUUUGUAAUUUUAAGCUCAUUAUUAUUGAUGCCUAAGGAGCUCUCUUUAUGAAGAUGAACAAUCAGUAAUUGUUGUUUGAAAUAGUAAAAAAAUUGUCCUUA
Molecule: messenger RNA, 1503 nt
Organism: Vicia villosa (hairy vetch)
Lineage: Eukaryota; Viridiplantae; Streptophyta; Magnoliopsida; Fabales; Fabaceae
Product: 2-alkenal reductase (NADP(+)-dependent)-like
Exons: 4
Coding region: 173-1204 (343 amino acids)
Molecular function (GO): 2-alkenal reductase [NAD(P)H] activity
Source: RefSeq, a predicted model, not a curated record